This is a messenger RNA of Cynoglossus semilaevis (tongue sole), 7311 nucleotides long. RefSeq names its product transient receptor potential cation channel, subfamily M, member 6 (gene trpm6). Gene Ontology annotation, cellular component: plasma membrane; apical plasma membrane. Bases 1101 to 6971 code for a protein of 1956 amino acids. The transcript has 41 exons. Lineage: Eukaryota; Metazoa; Chordata; Actinopteri; Pleuronectiformes; Cynoglossidae. Gene Ontology annotation, biological process: metal ion transport; monoatomic cation transmembrane transport; protein phosphorylation. The record is from RefSeq and is a predicted model, not a curated record. Gene Ontology annotation, molecular function: monoatomic cation channel activity; protein serine/threonine kinase activity; ATP binding.
UCAGUGGGAUAACGGCUUAAAAAUGGAUAUUAGCUUUAAUAAUAAAAACAUAUUAUUGACUUAUGAAAUCACAGAAAACUCUACCUUUGUUAAUUGCAAGCUGAUACAGUGUCGCGGGAUGUACUGUUUACAAAAGUGCCGCAAUCGGUGAGGUGAGUUUAGCUAAUACAUUUUCAUGAACAUGGUUUAGCCCUGUAGCAAGUUGCGAGUUGACACAACAUAAAGAAGUUUAAAUUAAUCAAAAAGUUGUUUUUAUUUGCGAUAAAAUAUGAAUAAGAACUUUCCAUGCAUCGUAGUAGCUUUUUUGGGAAUUCUGUUUAAACACCUAAAGUUUUAGAUAGUUUUAGUUUUUUAGAUUUUGUCACUAUUUUGAUCCAACUGGGAAAUUAUAUUCACAAACCGUUUGUUAUAAUAGACAUACCCGUGAGGUAAGUUUUGUCAGUACAGGCACAACUGGAGAUAAAGUCAGGGUCAAGAGAAGGAUAGAGAGGGAAGAUAUGGUAAAUGAUGAUGAGAAAAAGGAAGCAAGAAAAAAGGUGACAAGGAGGUAAAAUAAUAUGUAAAAGAAAAUGAAAAGGAGAUCAAAUGAUAGGAGGAAAAGGAAAUACAGAACAGAAAAAGAAAGAGUGGUAAAGAUUGUCAAAAGUUGUCUUGGACGAAUCUCGCGCCAAAGCAACACAAGUGUAAACCUCUGGACGUUAACAAGCUCACAAUUCUGAAUAUUUCAUCAUCCUCUCAGUUAUCACUGUGUUUGUAUUUACAUAUGUGUGUGUGUUUUACAGCAGUAAAUCACUGUUGUACAAACACUGAUUGUGUUUGAAGGAGUAGGUCGUAGCUGUGUGUUUGUGUGCGUGUGUGUGUGUUCUGAACUCUUCAAGGCUUCUUGGAAAAAAAAAUCGUUGUGAUCUUUGGACCUACGUCUGAAGAUAAGAGAGACUCUGUCAGACCACUAAUGAUCAUUGGAAGGAGCUGGACAUGCAGGACCUGCUGGAUUAGUGGUUCAUCUGGCCCUGGUUAUUUUGACUUGUUGACUUACCACUCAUGUUGGAUUUUGUUGGUCAAGCAGCAGCAACAGUGGACUUCCUGACAGAUAUCUAAGAAUGUCCCGAAGGUCUUGGAUCGAGGAAACAUUCCUCAUGCGGGAUUGUGUGAAGUUUAUCCCGUCAUCCCGAGACCUUCACAGAUGUGUUCCAGUUUGUCAGGUCUGCCAGAACCUGAUCAGAUGUUGCUGCGGUCGCCUGAUUGCUGAACACUCCUGGAAAGACUCACCUCCUCCCUUCACUCUCUGUCCUGGUCCUGAACAGGAGGUGGAUCAGGACUGGUCCACAGAGCACCACACCAAAGCCAGUCCCACUAAUGCUUAUGGCACCAUUGACUUUCAGGACACUGCCACUCGGGUGUGUCGAGCCAAGUACGUCCGAGUGGCUGAAGACUCCAAAGCAGAACUGGUGCUUCAGCUAAUGUUGAAGGAGUGGCAGAUGGAGAAACCAAAACUACUGUUGAGCGUUCAUGGAGGAUUACAAAACUUUACUCUUCCUCCUAAAGUCAAGCACAGCUUCAGCCGAGGUUUGAUAACAGCUGCUCUCAGCACUGGAGCCUGGAUCUUCACGGAUGGCGUCAACACAGGUGUGUCUAAGUACGUGGGUGAGGCUGUGAAAACAUUCGGGAGUCACAAACUUAGGAAGAGAAACACAGUAGGUCUGACCUCAUGGGGUUUGAUUGACAACAACAUGGAGCUUAUUGGAAGAGAUGUGUUCAGACCAUACCAGCCUGUGGGAAACCCCCUGAGUAAGAGGGCAAGUCUCAACCGUUUCCAUUCCCACUUCCUUCUGGUGGAUGAUGGAACUCUGGGAAAAUAUGGCUGCCAGCAAGGUCUGAGAAGGAACCUGGAGAAACAGAUCCAGUUGCAGAGGAUACACCCCCGUCUAAACCACGGAGUCCCAGUUCUCUGUGUGGUGAUUGAGGGAGGUCCAGCGCUGGUGUCCACAGUGUUGGAUUACGUCAGCAGAGCGCCCCCUGUGCCCGUGUUGAUCUUUGAAGGUUCAGGCAGAGCGGCAGACCUUCUGGCCUUUUUACACAAGCAGACAGCUAACCACAGGAAGCUGGUCUCAGACAUCGAGCAGGAUUUUUUGCUCAGAAUUUCAGAUGUCUUUACGGUAGAUGCGGCAGAAGCUUCCCAUCUCUACAGUCUUCUUCUGCAGUGUAUGGACUACAGACAAGCAAUCACAAUCUUUGACUCAGAGUCAGAGGAUCAGGCUGCCCCUGACAUUUCCAUUUUAUCUGCUACACUUAAAGGAACGGGUGCCAGUCCUGCAGAACAGCUCAGUAUGACUCUGGCCUGGGACCGAGCAGACGUUGCUCAGAAAGAUGUGCUGGUGUUUGGACGCCAUUGGCAGAUGGGAUCUUUGGAACAGGCCAUGUUGGACGCCCUGCUGAUGGACCGAGUCAGUUUUGUCAAGCUACUGAUUGAUAAUGGGAUGACAAUGAGUCGCUUCUUGACUGUGGAGCGUCUGGAGGACCUCUAUAACACGCCUCAGGGUCAAACUGAUCGUUUUCUGCGACACCUUGUUGAAGAUGUUAAACAGUCCUCUCUCCCUGCAGGUUACCGUCUUUCUCUCAUUGACAUCGGCAUGGUGAUUGAGUAUUUGGUGGGAGGAGCUUAUCGCAGCACGUACACUAGGAAGAACUUCAGAGCAGCUUAUAACCGCCAGCUCAAAAACAGCACAAGGUCAUUGUCCAAUCAGAGAAGAGAUUCAACUCCAAACUCCUCAAGGAGCAGGAGUCUACAGGAUCUUCACUUCAGAACUGCUCAGCCUUAUAGGUCCAAGGACCAGGAGUUGUCCCAGAUGGGCAGCCCAGAAGCUUCCCACAGCUCUGGACUCCAUGUUCUACCCCUGCUGGUUUUUCCAUUUAACUAUAAUGAUCUGUUUGUAUGGGCAGUACUUCAGCAGCGCCAAGAGAUGGCACUCUUCCUGUGGCAGCAUGGGGAGGAGGCACUGGCUCGUGCAACGGUGGCCUGCAAAAUGUACCGGUCCAUGUCUGUUGAGGCCCGACAAAGUGGCAUGGAUGAUAAUGCCAGUGAGAGAUUUAAGGAGUAUUCACUAGAGUUUGGUCGGCUGGCUGUGGACUUUCUGGACUGUGCAUUUCACCAGAAUGAGCAGAUGGCCAUGAAGCUGCUGACCUCUGAGAUGGAGGCAUGGAGUCACUUCACGUGCCUGCAGAUGGCGGUGUCUUCAUGCCACCGAACCUUUGUCUCACACUCCUGCACUCAGACACUGCUUACUGAUCUGUGGACUGGUCCACUUAACAUGAGAAAGAACUCUGUCAUCAGGAUUAUUUUAAGCCUUCUGCUGCCCCCUGCUGUCUUCCUGCUGGAGUUUAAAAGUAAAGCUGAAAUGUGCCAUGUGCCUCAGUCUCAUGAAGUCAUGCUCUUCUCACUGGACUCAGUGAAAUCAGAUCCAAUGGUGGGUAAGGAUUCACAAGAAGGACUUGCCUCCAAUCUCAAAGGGUCGAGCUCAGGAUCAGAAAUGAAAACCUCCACAUUGACACUUUGCCUUUCCUGGAUCAAAAGACUUUAUGAGUUCUAUACUGCUCCUGUGGUCAAGUUCUGGUUUCACACAAUUUUUUACCUGGCCUUCCUCAUGUUGUUCUCCUUUGUGGUUCUGGUGAAGAUGGGGGAUCAGCCCAGUAUCCAGGAGUGGCUGGUCAUUGCUUACAUCAUGUCCAGUGCAGUGGAGAAAGUCCGAGAGGUUCUCAUGUCUGAGCCUAGGAAACUGAGCCACAAGCUGAAGAUUUGGUUCUCAGAGUACUGGAACAUAUCCGACUUUGUUGCCAUUCUGCUGUUUCUGUCUGGACUAGUUUUGCGGUGGUAUCCUGAUCCAUACAGGACAGCCGGACGGCUGGCCUACUGUCUUGACAUCAUCUUCUGGUUCAUCAGGCUAACAGAGCUCUUGGCUGUCAACCAGCACGCUGGUCCUUACCUCACCAUGAUUACCAAGAUGACCAGUAAUAUGUUCUUCAUCGUGGUGAUGAUGGCCAUUGUCCUGCUGAGCUUUGGUGUCUCCAGAAAAGCAAUCCUGUCCCCAGAUGAAGAGCCGUCAUGGAGUUUGGCCAGAGAUGUGGUUUUCCAGCCGUAUUGGAUGAUCUAUGGAGAAGUCUACGCUGGAGAGAUUGAUUCCUGUGACGAUGGUGUCCCUUGUUCUUCUGCAUCAUUCCUCACUCCUUUCCUUCAGGCCGUCUACAUGUUUUUCCAAUACAUCAUUAUGGUCAACAUCCUCAUUGCCUUCUUUAACAACAUCUACUUCGACAUGGCCUCAACCUCCAACAAACUGUGGAAGUACAAUCGAUAUCGUUACAUCAUGACCUAUCUGGAACGGCCGUGGCUGCCACCACCACUUGUUGUCCUCAGUCACCUAACCCUGGCCUUGAGCGCCACAUAUAGGACACUUAGAAGAGAUGCAGAAGCAGAGGAAAAAUACAGAGACAGAAGAUCUGGCCUGAAACUUCAUCUGUGCUCGGAGGAUCGUAAGAAGCUUCACGAGUUUGAGGAGAAGUGUGUGUAUACUUACAAGCACAAGAAGCGUGAGGAACGUGAUGGUGGCCAGAAUAAGAGGAUCAAAGCCACAGCAGAGAGAUCAGAGGAGAUGAGUAGCAUGGUGGGUGAGGUCUUAGAGAAGGUCCAGGUGAUCCAGGACAGCCUGUCGGGGCUGGAUUGUCAGCUGGGUCAACUUCAGGACCUGUCAAGCCUGGUCAUGGACACAGCAACUAUUCUCUCAGCCUCUGACUGUCUACAUCAGGAGGAGGCUCGUCUGGCUCAGUGUGGAUCCGUCUCAGCUUCUUGUCAUGUUCCGCCACCCCAGAGCAGGAGAUUUCUGCACAAAACAGGACUAGAGUAUGAAGGACAGAACCCCCAAAAGGGGAAGAACUGGGCCUUUAAAAGUAAAAGUACUCCAUCCUCUCUGUUGAAAGGGUUUCAUCUGGUUGUAAGUGGACUGCAACCAGAGGAAGACAGCAAUGAGGACAUGAAGUCUGCUGCUGCUGCUGAAUACAGUCUGGAAGCUUCUCCACCUGUAGCUUACAGCUUCUCCUCCCGUGGUCUAGGAGUUCAACAUCACUUUGGUCUAAAGGAUCAGAGUUUCCCUGUGUCCAGUGGACAUUCGUACUCUCAAACUCCUUUUGUUUCUGGACAUUUAGAGCUACCCUACCGUAAAUUUUCAAUUGGUGAGCAAUACCUGUGUCACAGCCAAGAGGAAACCUCUGUGGAGGAAGAAAAAGAAGAAUAUUUGGCAGAAAGGGAAGAAGAUGAAGACAACCAUGAAGAAGGAAGUCAAAAAGAACUGUUUCCUAACAUGACGUCAUCCAGAACCUCCAGCCACACUGUUCUUCUGUCCAAUCAUGACGACAUCUCUGAAGGUCUGGUUAACCCUGCCUUCUCUCUAGAGAACAGCCAACCAGCUCCUCUGUCUUCUGAUCAGUGUGAACGUCACCUGAAGUCUAGGUGGAACAGAAUGUCUGUCAACCACCCCUACAUAUGGUGUCGAUCUCUGUCAUCAAGUGUAGAGAACAUCACCUUCUGUGCUGCUCCUCUAUGUCCAGAGAGAGACUCCUUUCCCUCACUCUGUCGACCAAUGAGGGGUCAGAGAUUGUCAAGUGGGAGGAGCUUCAGUGACAUUAGCAAGAGCACAGAGUGGCCCAGAUCUUCUGACCUUGGUGUGGACAACAAGGAAAAGACUUCAAGCAAGAAGACGGUGAAGAUCAAGGAGGAACAUGGACUUGAUGAUGACGUGAAGCUGAAUUCAUACCAUGGCUGUUGGAGAAGGCAACGCUGGUUCAGAGGAGAACCCACAUGUUGGUCAGCAUCAACCAGCCUUAGUCAGCUUGAUUUUGAACCAAUAGAUGUGUUGCAGAAACAGAUGAUUUCUCCUCAGGACAUGUGGAGUCCCACUCAUUCAGCCUGGAACAGCUGGGCUAGGUCCAUGAGCCGCAGAUCUUCGUUACAGAACUUUAUCAAUCCUGAAGUGAAGAGUUCAUCAUUUUCCUCCAUGGACAGUUUGUUUCCACACUAUUCAGCAAUGGAGAGGAAUAACUUGAUGAGAUUGGCUCUAUCCGUUCCCUUCACUCCUGUUUCCAUCUUUGGAGGUGAAGAGGUCAGUGUCUAUACUUUACAGGAUUCAGACCCCAGCACUCUCCCCCCCUGCUGGUCAACUCAGGGGAUGUCAGCAUUGCUGCAGCCUCUUUCCAGUGAGGAGGGUUCUCUUGAUGGUGGGCUGUGUUUGGGCUGCAGAGCUCUUUGCACAUGGGCAGAGAAUGACGUACUCAGAACAGGUCUAGUCUACGUGGUCAAAGCCUUCAAACCGGAGGUGGUUCGAGUCUGGCAGAGGUAUUUUCCUGGAGACACUGCGCUGCAACUCUGUCUAAGGGAGAUCCAGCAGCAGAGAGCUGCUCAGAGACUGAUGAACAUCUUUAACCAAAUCAAACCUAACGAGGUUCAACACACACCCAGGUUUCUAGAUGUCUCUCUGAUCCAAUGGCACUCAAGCGGUCAGUGGUUUACCAUUGAGAGGAACAUGACUGGUCACUUCAGAAAGUACAAUAAUAAUACUGGAGAAGAGAUCGACCCCUGCUGUACCCUGGAGGAAACACUGCUGGCCUUCUCGCACUGGACCUACCAGUUCUCUAACAGAGAGUUGCUCGUCCUGGAUCUCCAGGGUGUUGGAGAAGAACUGACUGAUCCAACUGUGGUCAUGGCAGAAAAUCAGAGUGGAAACAGGAACGAGCUGCUGUUUGGAGCAGACAACCUCGGAGAUGCUGCCAUUAAAAGCUUCCUACAGAAUCACUGCUGUACCAGCUGUUGCUACCUACUAGGGCUGACCGAGAGGCGAAUGCACAGUGAUGUCAUCACUGAUGAUGCCAGCAGUGACAUCGGUGAUGGACAGAGCAGUCAGACCCAGGAUGAAGAAAAUGAAGAGUGACAUUUCAUCUCAGGAGGUUUGGAAAAAAGCAAACUUUGAGUGACAUAAAUCAUUUCCUCCUCAACAGGAAGUGCUCACAUUUGAAAAUAUGCAGGAAAAAGGCUUGUUCAAAUGAGCUGAAAAAUUGACCCACUCUUGUUGUUAUUUUGUUAUUUUGUACUUUUUUAUUUUGAUUGUGAACAUGUAUUUUUUGUUGUUGUUGUGGUUCUCCAGUUUGUGUUGUGAAAUAAUAUAGUCUAUUUUGGUCUGUUCUAAAUAAAUAUCAAUAAUUACACUUAGUUAAUUGUUUAUUUAUAAUAAAAUGAGUCAGUGUGUUGAUUAAAACAUAUCAAGUCUUUUU